Manihot esculenta (cassava) is the source of this 1199-nucleotide messenger RNA. Its product is annotated as B-box zinc finger protein 19. Gene Ontology annotation, cellular component: nucleus. Gene Ontology annotation, molecular function: zinc ion binding. The record is from RefSeq and is a predicted model, not a curated record. Gene Ontology annotation, biological process: photomorphogenesis; regulation of DNA-templated transcription. The transcript is spliced from 6 exons. Bases 322 to 954 code for a protein of 210 amino acids. Lineage: Eukaryota; Viridiplantae; Streptophyta; Magnoliopsida; Malpighiales; Euphorbiaceae.
GGAUUCAUCAGAAAGCAAACGUGUCGAGGAAAAGAAGCCAGUAGUGAGGAGAGAUACGACAGAACAGAGCCCGAAACUGUUCCCAGUUCCUGAGAUUCCAGAAGAGACGACUUCCACUCUUCUCUCUCCUCCCAUCUUCUCUGCUUCUUCUUCUUCUUCUUCUUCUCUCUCUCAAUCUUCCUCUGAUUUCCUUACUCAAGACUCUGCAAACCACUGAAAUGGCGUUCAAGAGAAGCAAGGACCAACAGUUUAUUGCGCAGAUUGAAGAAUAAAGACUAAAUUAUUGAGUCAUUUUAUAUAUAAAAUAAGGAAAAAACAGAAAUGCGUACGCUUUGCGACGUGUGCGAGAGCGCCGCCGCUAUCCUCUUUUGCGCCGCCGACGAAGCCGCUCUUUGCCGCUCUUGUGACGAGAAGGUCCAUUUGUGUAACAAGCUUGCUAGUCGACAUGUACGCGUUGGGCUUGCUGAUCCUAGUGAUGUGCCCCGUUGUGACAUAUGUGAAAAUGCACCUGCUUUCUUUUACUGUGAGAUAGAUGGUAGCUCCCUCUGUCUGCAAUGUGAUAUGAUUGUGCAUGUUGGUGGUAAAAGAACCCAUGGAAGAUAUCUCCUAUUGAGGCAGAGAGUUGAGUUUCCAGGGGAUAAGCCUAGCAAUCUGGAUGAAUUCGGACAACAACCUCUUGAUCAAAAUGAAGUAAGGAAGGACCAAAAUCAGCCACCUAAACUCGUCAUGAGAGACAGUAAGCAAAAUCACAUAGAAUCUCCCAUUCCAGUGAUGGAGAAUAACAGUCAUGGUAAGAUUGAAAAUAAAUUGAUCGAUCUUAAUGCCAGACCUCAGCGGAUACACGGGCAAAAUUCUACUAACCAGGAACAGGGUAUAGAUGUUAUGAGCAGUUCUAAUCAUGAAUCUGCAAGUGUGGUUCCGGUUGGGUCCUUCAAAAGAGAGCAUGAAAAGUAAUUUUGGAUGCCUUAUGACAAGUUGAGUAGAGCGGCCUGCGUUAUACUCUUAUUCGAAUUUCUUUAGGUUAGGUUUUCAUCCCUUGUGCAAAGUUGUUUAGAUAGUGAUAACUGCGUCCUGUAUAUCUAGAGCAAGAUAGCCUGUGUUAUCCAUCUACUGGCUGAACACACCCACUGCCUGCUGGUCCUUGCUUUUAUAUUCAAUAAAGUGGUUGUGUUUCAUUUGAAUUGACAAUUUUUUUUUUU